This is a messenger RNA of Funneliformis geosporum, 335 nucleotides long. Lineage: Eukaryota; Fungi; Glomeromycota; Glomeromycetes; Glomerales; Glomeraceae. The record is from the annotation of a GenBank genome assembly.
UUGAUGAUAUUCCUGAAAACUCUUCUUCAUCUAAAAUUAGGUCAAAACUCUUAGACCCUGAUGAAUAUCUCGAAGAUGAUGAUAUGAAAGAAGACUUAAAAGAUUUCAGUAUUAUUACAAAAGCUACUCCUUUUGCAAUUGCUAGAGUUUCAGUUCGAUGCGUCAAUUUGACGUAUUCAGUAAUUGUCUACUUUGCAACAUCAGACACGACUACUGCAGCUUUACACGUGACUAUUACUGAUCUUAAGAUCGACACUUUCUGUGAUUUCUCCCAAUACAAAGCUGAUAUACAAUUUAAUGAAAGAACUAUUCAUGUUACUGAUAUUCCUCUAUAA